Messenger RNA from Sesamum indicum (sesame), 4263 nucleotides. Lineage: Eukaryota; Viridiplantae; Streptophyta; Magnoliopsida; Lamiales; Pedaliaceae. The record is from RefSeq and is a predicted model, not a curated record.
AUGCCAAGGUCUUCUCGUACAGGUGAAUUGGUAUACGACCCCGAAAUCGAAAAGACCGCACGAAGACUUCGUCAGGAGACCAAGCAACAAUUGGAAGGAACAUCCGCUCCAUACGAAGACAAAGAAGACCCAACUUUUGAGUUUGAGGAAUCUCUAAGCGAAUUCGAAGAAGAGACAAUGGCUUUGAUCCCUGAAAGAUCGAUCGAUGACAUGACGUCGCCCGAUCUAAACCAGCAGCCACUGUGCAUUGAAUACCCCGAUCUAGAGGUAGAUUUUGAACUGAAAUCUGGAUUAAUUCAUUUACUUCCUACCUUCCGUGGUCUCGCAGGUGAAGAUCCACAUAAGCAUCUGAAGGAAUUCCAUGUGGUGUGUUCCGGAAUGCGACCACAAGGCAUAAGCGAGGAACAAGUCAAAUUGAGAGCGUUCCCCUUCUCUCUCGCCGAUCAAGCGAAAGAUUGGUUGUAUCUCCUACCUUCAGGAUCCAUUACAAGAUGGAACGAUCUCAAAAAGCAGUUCCUUGAGAAAUACUUCCCUGCCUCAAGAGCCACAACAAUCCGAAAGGAGAUCAGUGGAAUUCGACAAUACGCGGGGGAAAGUCUUUUCGAAUAUUGGGAAAGAUUCAAUCGACUAGUGGAAAGUUUCCCCCAUCAUCAAAUCCCAAACCACCUGUUGAUCCAGUAUUUCUAUGAAGGCCUAUCAAAUAUGGAUAGAAAACUGAUAGAUGCGGCAAGUGGCGGAGCAUUGUUCGACAAAACCCCCACCGAGGCGCGUAAACUAAUCUCGACUAUGGCGUCCAACACGCAACAAUUUGGGGUUAGACAUGAUGAUCCACCUAGGAAGAGCCACGUGAGCAUUCAAAAUCUAGAAUCUCAAAUCAGUCAACUGGCGUCGUCUGUUAGUAAGCUCGAGUCCCAAGGUAAGCUACCUUCUCAAUCUGUUAUUAACCCUAGACAAAACGCUAGUGCUAUUACGCUUCGUAGUGGAAAAGAACUGCAGGAACAUGUGAAGGAAGACAACACAAAACGUGGGCAUGAUGCGAAAACAAAGCCGGAAAAAGAAAUUGAGGUCCAACAAGAACAAACCGAACACGAAGUAGAUCAUCCAAAGCCUUUGGUGACUAGACCACCCUUCCCAGAGAGAUUCACCAAAGCAAAGAAGAAAGAGGAAGAAAAAGAGAUUUUUGAGACAUUCCGCAAAGUAGAGGUAAACAUCCCUUUACUCGAUGCCAUCAAGCAAAUACCCCGAUACGCGAAAUUUCUCAAAGAAUUGUGCACUAGCAAGGGAAAACUCAAGGGAAAUGAAUGGGUAAGCGUGGGAGAGAACGUCUCUGCAAUUCUCCAACGAAAAUUACCCCCAAAAUGUAAGGACCUAGGUACGUUCUCCAUACCAUGUAAAAUUGGCAUGAUUGGAAUAAAGAAGGCUAUGUGCGAUCUUGGAGCAUCUAUAAAUGUUAUGCCUCUAACCAUUUUUGAGUCUUUGAAAGUCAGUCGUUUAAAAGAAACGGGGGUAGUUAUCCAACUUGCAGACCGAUCUGUAGUCUACCCGGAAGGAGUCUUGGAGGAUGUUCUCGUACAGGUAAAUGAAUUAGUAUUUCCUGCCGAUUUCUACGUAUUGGAUAUGAGGGAAGACAACUCCCCCAAUUCCACAUCAAUCCUGCUAGGAAGACCAUUCCUCAAGACGGCUAGAACAAAAAUCGAUGUGCACAGUGGAAGUCUCACUAUGGAAUUCGAUGGUGAAAUCAUAAGAUUCAACAUCUAUGAAUCCAUGAGGUAUCCAACUGACUUACCUACCGCUCUACUUGUAGAUAUUUUUGACCCCUUCGUGCAGGAUUCCAUAGCAAUAAGCAGCGAGGACCAUGUGAAAUAUGCAUUAGAAGAAAGCCUCACCAAGCUCACUGAUCUUGAGGAGGAAAAACUUAUCCAGGUGCUUUGCGAAUUUCGAGAAGCCAUUGGAUGGACUAUUGCCGACAUUAAAGGUUUAAGCCCUUCGACUUGCAUGCAUAGAAUACUCCUAGAGGAAGGCACAAAACCUUCAAGGGAAGCACAACGCCGGUUGAACCCUUUGAUGAUGGAGGUAGUAAAGAAAGAAAUUUUUAAACUUCUCGAUGCAGGUAUGAUCUUUCCAAUUUCUGACAGCGAAUGGGUAAGUCCAACUCAAGUAGUACCUAAGAAAACAGGUAUUACUGUAGUCGAAAAUUCUGUUGGAAAUUUAGUACCCACACGACAUAUCAUGUCUUCUAGGGGGAUAGAAGUAGAUAAGUCUAAAAUAGACGUCAUAAAAUCUUUACCUUACCCCGCUAGCGUGCGGGAGAUUCGUUCUUUUCUUGGACAUGCAGGAUUCUAUCGACGGUUUAUAAAAGAUUUUUCGAAAAUCGCCCAACCACUGUGUGCGCUGCUGCAAAAAGACGUCACUUUCACAUUUGAUGAAGCAUGCAUGAAGGCCUUUGACAAGUUAAAGGAUUCCCUAACAUCAGCACCGGUGAUUCGUCCACCUGAUUGGAAUCAUCCUUUUGAGAUAAUGUGUGACGCUAGUAAUCACGCCAUCGGGGCUGUCCUAGGCCAAAAGAUUGGAAAAGAUCCCCACGUGAUAUACUACGCAUCACGGAUGUUGGAUAGCGCUCAAAGCAAUUACACGACAACGGAAAAAGAACUUUUGGCUAUUGUUUUUGCUUUAGAAAAAUUUCGCCACUAUUUACUUGGAACUAAAGUUGUUGUGUAUUCUAAUCAUGCAGCGUUGAGAUACCUGUUGUCAAAGAAAGAGGCAAAACCACGAUUGAUAAGAUGGAUACUGCUGCUGCAAGAAUUCAAUCUAACGAUCAAAGACAAGAAAGGGGCGGAGAACCUCGUAGCUGACCAUCUUAGCCGAUUGGUCACCAACGAAAACCCACCACCUCUGAACGACGAGUUCCCGGACGAACAUCUCCACACCAUUCAAGGAGUCACCCCAUGGUACGCUGAUAUUGUUAAUUUCUUAGUCAUUGGUGUCUUACCACGAGAUUUAACUAGAGCACAAAAGGAUAAAAUCAAAAGUGACGCCAAACAUUAUGUGUGGGACGAACCUUACUUGUGGAAAUUUUGCUCGGAUCAAAUCAUUCGAAGGUGCGUUCCUGAAACUGAAAUCCCCUCUAUUCUUGAGUUUUGCCAUUCAUAUGCAUGUGGAGGCCAUUUUGGACCAAAAAGAACAGCACGAAAAGUACUAGAAUGCGGCUUGUUUUGGCCAAAUAUGUUUAAGGAUGCAUAUCUAUUUUGUAAAUCUUGUGAAAAUUGCCAAAAAGUAGGAUCUUGUGAAAAUUGUCAAAAAGUAGGUAAUCUUGGCCAUCGUAAUCAAAUGCCCCUUUCCCCAAUACUUGUGUGCGAAGUAUUUGAUGUGUGGGGGAUCGACUAUAUGGGCCCCUUCCCAUCAUCUUUUGGCAAAACUUACAUCAUUUUAGGAGUAGAUUAUGUGUCUAAAUGGGUAGAGGCAAAGGCCACUCGUGUCGAUGAUGCUAAAACUGUUGUGGAAUUUGUCAAGGCUAACAUUUUCUCUAGGUUUGGUAUGCCAAGAGCAAUUAUAAGCGACCGAGGGACACACUUCUGCAACAAGGUAGUCGAUGCAUUGUUUAAGAAAUACAACAUCACGCAUCGAAUCUCGACCGCCUACCAUCCCCAAACGAAUGGUCAAGCGGAAGUCUCCAAUCGAGAGAUCAAGUCCAUACUCGAGAAAACGGUGAAUCCUAACCGAAAGGAUUGGAGUACACGCUAUGAUGCAUUUUGGGCUUAUCAUACGGCAUACAAAACACCCAUAGGUAUGUCCCCUUAUCGUUUGGUUUAUGGUAAAUCUUGUCACCUCCCUGUCGAACUUGAGCAUAGGGCGUAUUGGGCGAUCAAGCAAUUCAACUCGUCAAUAGAUGAAGCGGGAGGGCAAAGGAAGUUGCAAAUACAAGAGCUCGAAGAAUUACGGAAUGAUGCUUAUGAGAAUUCAAAAAUCUACAAGGAAAGAGCAAAAGCAUUCCAUGAUCGCACCAUAUCUCGGAAAGAGUUCGUUGUCGGACAAAAAGUUCUCCUCUUUCAUUCUAAACUCAAGUUAUUUCCUGGUAAGUUGCGUUCUCGUUGGAUUGGACCUUUUAUUGUUACUAAUAUUUUUCCUCAUGGUGCAGUCGAAAUCAAGAGCCCCACGACUCAAAAGGUAUUCAAGGUGAAUGGACAUCGGCUCAAACCUUUCUACGAGGGAUUUCAAACAUCAACAGUCGAAAAAAUUCAACUUGUGGAUCCCGCAAUCACCUAA